Messenger RNA from Rhizophagus irregularis DAOM 181602=DAOM 197198, 363 nucleotides. RefSeq lists its product as uncharacterized. Lineage: Eukaryota; Fungi; Glomeromycota; Glomeromycetes; Glomerales; Glomeraceae. The record is from RefSeq and is a predicted model, not a curated record.
AUGGUAAUCUUCCUUGUUAAUAUUGGAUCUCCAACAACUUUUAUCAGUGGUGAAGUGUUACAUUCAUUUGGAAUUGAGAUGGCUGAUCCUGUAAAUGAUUAUAUUGAUGUUAACAUUAAUAAUAAAAGAGUGCAAGCAAUGAUGUCACACUCACAUUUUGAAAAUAUAUGUAUUAUAGGAAUGUCAUUUCUAAAUGCAAAUAAAGUAGGUUUUCACACAUUUUAUGGAGAUGACAUCUUUCAUUUAAAUUUUGAUGAAGAGUUUGGAGAGAAAGAAAUGAAUUUAAGGUUAAAAAAAAAAUAUUUAUAUGGUAAGGGAUUUAUGAAUAUUAUGCAAUUUGAAAAAAGAAAGGUGGAAAAUUAA